Molecule: messenger RNA, 240 nt
Organism: Geodia barretti
Lineage: Eukaryota; Metazoa; Porifera; Demospongiae; Tetractinellida; Geodiidae
Source: the annotation of a GenBank genome assembly
AUGCCUCCGGUGCAACACGGCUACUCGCGAGGCCCCAGCUGCUUCGAGAGGAUAAAGUACGGCGCCAUGAUUGGGUUCGCCGUGGGGAUUAGCACGGGGGCGAUAUUUGGAACAUUCGGUGGUAUUCGUUACGGACUCCGCGGACGCGAGCUGCUCACUCUGCUAGGGAAGACGAUGCUACAGACUGGAGGGACGUUUGGAGUGUUCAUGGCAAUAGGCAGCGGGAUAAGAUGUUCGUGA